CUCUCCCCCUCCUCUCUCUCAGUCCGUCUCUGGCUCAUUAGAGAUCAUGUCAGGAUGGGAGGAUGAAGAUGAUGAUGGCUCUCCGGGUUUCUCUCAGCGUCGCUUCUUCAUCAUCAUCAUCAUCACUGAAGACUGAAAGAGGAUGAAGAGGAAUGAAUGAACGCGCUGUCUGGCUCAGAAUCUUCCAUUAGUCCCGAUGGAGCCGGAUGUGGAGAGCACCGUGACGGUCCGACAGCACAAGCGGCCCAAGCGGGGCGAGCCCAAGCCGGAGCGGGACCGGGAGCGAGCCGAGGCCCAGCGCUACGUGCGCAAGGACGGCAAGUGCAACGUGCACCACGGGAACGUGCGCGAGACCUACCGCUACCUGACGGACAUCUUCACCACGCUAGUGGACCUCAAGUGGAGGUUCAACCUGUUCAUCUUCGUGCUGGUGUACACCGUGACCUGGCUGUUCUUCGGCUUCAUGUGGUGGCUGAUCGCGUACAUACGCGGAGACCUGGAGCACAUCGGGGACAACCAGUGGACGCCGUGCGUUAAUAACCUCAACGGCUUCGUGUCGGCGUUCCUCUUCUCCAUCGAGACGGAGACCACCAUCGGCUACGGCUACCGAGUGAUCACCGAUCAGUGUCCCGAGGGGAUCUUGCUCCUGCUGGUGCAGUCGGUGCUCGGCUCCAUCGUCAACGCCUUCAUGGUGGGCUGCAUGUUCGUGAAGAUCUCGCAGCCGAAGAAGCGCGCCGAGACGCUAGUGUUCUCCACGCACGCCGUGAUCUCCAUCCGCGACGGCCGGCUCUGCCUGAUGUUCCGCGUCGGAGACCUGCGAAACUCGCACAUCGUGGAGGCGUCCAUCCGAGCCAAGCUCAUCAAGUCCAAGCAGACCAAAGAGGGCGAGUUCAUCCCUCUCAACCAGACGGACAUGAACGUGGGCUACGACACGGGAGACGACCGGCUGUUCCUGGUGUCCCCGCUCAUCAUCUGCCACGAGAUCAACCAGCACAGCCCGUUCUGGGACAUCUCCAAACAGCACCUGGCCCACGAGGAGCUGGAGAUCGUGGUGAUCCUGGAGGGCAUGGUGGAGGCCACAGGAAUGACGUGUCAGGCGCGCAGCUCGUACGUGUCGAGUGAGAUAAAGUGGGGCUAUCGCUUCACGCCGGUCCUGACGCUGGAGGACGGCUUCUACGAGGUGGACUACAACAGUUUCCACGAGAUCUACGAGACCAGCACUCCCAGCUGCAGCGCGCGCGAGCUAGCGGAGAUGACCGCGCGCUCCCGCCUGCCGCUCAGCUGGUCCGUCGCUAGCAAACUGAGCCAGCUCGACGAGCCCAGCGAGAGGAACGGGGACCUGGCCAACAUGGAGAACGAGUCGAAAGUGUAGGAGCACACGGGCAUCUCUCCUCGCCUCUGAGCGCAGGACGUUUGGCUGAGGUCAGAGGUCAGAG
Rhinichthys klamathensis goyatoka is the source of this 1436-nucleotide messenger RNA. It is a transcript of the gene kcnj6, whose product is annotated as potassium inwardly rectifying channel subfamily J member 6. The transcript has 3 exons. Gene Ontology annotation, cellular component: plasma membrane. Gene Ontology annotation, molecular function: inward rectifier potassium channel activity. Bases 197 to 1372 code for a protein of 391 amino acids. NCBI's taxonomy places the organism in Eukaryota, Metazoa, Chordata, Actinopteri, Cypriniformes, Leuciscidae. Gene Ontology annotation, biological process: potassium ion import across plasma membrane; regulation of monoatomic ion transmembrane transport. The record is from RefSeq and is a predicted model, not a curated record.